Lachancea sp. 'fantastica' is the source of this 2253-nucleotide messenger RNA. The record is from the annotation of a GenBank genome assembly. NCBI's taxonomy places the organism in Eukaryota, Fungi, Ascomycota, Saccharomycetes, Saccharomycetales, Saccharomycetaceae.
AUGGAUUGGGCAGUCAAAUCUGCCAGAAAGAAAACCAGAUUUAUUCAAGGUGGCUCCAGAUCGAUUGUGGAAUCAUUAAACCGCUUCAAUGAGGUAUUGACAGAAGGACAGGACGCGAUCAGCCAAGCAUGCCUUGCUAGCAGUAAGUGGCUCGAUGACGAGUUAUCGAAGAUUGGGCUCACCUCAAGGCCUGGGGCUAUUUCGGAGACAGGAAAAGAGAUUACGGAAGGCAACAAAGUGGCACUGGAAGAGUCCACGCCGCAAAAAUCACAUCCCCAUGAAAGCUGGCAAGCAACGCCAGGAAACACGUCUCAUAAAAUUGAAGCGCAAGGGCUCCCACAGCCUGAGAAGGGAGAUAAUGAGUUUGAAAGAAAGCAUAAGGAUAAUGAGGUUAUUGGCGAUGUCGAUACAAGCUCCAAAGCAUACAGUCGUAGUCUAAAAUCGUCGCCGUGGUCACCGUAUAAGUCCGAAAGAACAACGUUCGCACCGGAUUACGUUCCGCCACAAACGUCCUCCAAAAUUGCAGGCAAUUUUGGUUCCAACGUUCAGAAUAACCCCAGCGCUGAGGAAACCCAUGAAACAAAGAAAGAUCAAUCUCCAACUGGAUCAAAUUCGCCAUCGGCUAACGAAGCACAAACUGCGCCUUCGCCAUUGACCAAGAGGAGAAACAGCGUACUCGGAAGAGACGCUUCAGAGAGAGUAAACUCUCUUAGUACAGGCAAGACCGAACGCUUGCCAUUACGAGAUCGUUCGAAGCGCCGAACUGAUAUGUUCAUUCCAUUACCGGAUAAGGACCCUUUGAUAAUCCGUUCGUCGGUCAAUUCUCAAGUGACAGGUAAAGAUCAGAGUAACUCCGCAAGUAAUGGGCAUGAUAUUGCAACAAAAUCUACUGGCUCUAAUGUAACUAGCCAACACGAUCGACCGCCCGCUAAGACAGCCAAGCCCUCUUACACCAACGUUUUUGACCGGCUUACUUCUACUUCGACAGCUUCAUUCGACAAAAAGGCUUCAAGCAGAAGCCCUACAAGAGAAUUGAAAAGGCAGAAGCUCAUUGGAUUAGCUUACAAGGAAUCCACAGGGUCGCCGAAAGAAAAAAGGUCUCCUAGGGUUGACCAUACUAAUCGAAGUAUACAAGAAACUCUCAAGAACAUAUUUGAUUCUCAGAUACCAAUGUUGGGACAAAUGAAAAAUGCCAACAAUCCUAACGGCCACGGGUUAGCAAGCAGCUCAGAUACUGUAAAAAGAACAUCACUUAUACCGAAGCUGAGCGGAAGGACAGCUGUUUCCCCCGGUACUGUUACUUCCAAUUCAGGACACACAUCUGUUGGUUUCUAUAAAAAUGGCUUAGAAACAUCGCCAACUUUUCAUUCGGGUCGAGGACGAGGACGCGCUCCUAUAGUCGAAAAAUUACAGGAGCGGAACUCUACAGUAUUGGGACUUUUUCGUGAGCUCAGCACAAAUCGAAAGCGAGACUCUAGACGUGAAACUCUGACAAUGGAUAGUCUCGGAAGUGUGCCAUCCCAACGAGAAAAUAAAAGGCCGUCAGAAUAUCACCCAGAGAAGCUUUUGAGUAAAUCAGAAAAACCCCUGGGGAAAAUUCUGCCUCGAGAGCAUAAAGAAACCCGGGAGACUAAGGAAAACACAUCAAAGCAGGCUCAAGAUCGCUUGACUAAGUUUCAACUUCUACCACUCAAUGGAUCUGAAAGGCAAGAUGUUAAGAAGAAGCUUGACAAGAGAUUAUCAGAGGUUAUCCGCAGUCAGAAAGAACAAAAUAAGAGAAGCCAAGAAAAGUUGAAGAGAAAGUCUAACAUAGAGGAAGAUGUCAAGCAACGAAAAUCACGCAUCUUCCAGGACACAGAUCCUUAUAGAGGAGCGAAGAGCUUUUGUGCUGGAGCAGAAGGGACUGACGACCCACAUAACAGACCACGAAAUACGAUGCUCUAUGAUCUGAACACUACAGAUCAUAGACAGCUAAUUAACGGAAAUAUGGAUGCGACAAACACGGAAGCAAAUGCUGGAGACACCACGCUCCCAGAAAUCGAUUCAGAUUCAGAUGCCGAAGACAGGUCCAUUUUAGCACCAUGGGCAAACUCGCCAUACCUUCAAAAACAAUUGCUAGCCCAACAAGAUUGGGAUCCUCAAUUGAUAUUCGGUCCUAUACCCCCUUUGCAUACGGAUGAAGUUUUCCAAAAUUCCAGGCUGUCCAAACUAAAGACCCGGCAAUCCAUUUCUCGACACAACACUGGUGUUUGA